UAUAAAAGCUGAGAAGAUCGACCUGGGUAUCACCCUGUUUGGUGCUGUAUACCACCCGGAUUCGCUUAUACUUCAGAAACUCUGAUUCGGGUUUCGUCCUCUACAUACCACCACGAUUAGUUUUUAUACUCGAAGCUCUGAUUCAGGAUCUUCAGUCCAGCGUAGGAGUAUGAUGAGAAAUCUUGCAGUGGGAGUGGUGACAAUCUUGCUUGUCGUGGCUCAGCUACCGUCGGGGCUGACCCUCCCAUCCACGGUACCUGCGUUUCUCUGGUCGUCUCACCAAGAUGGAUUGUUAAACAGCAGAAUGAAGGAAGCUGUAAAUUAUCAAACUCUCUCUUCAAAGGAGUUAGCCAAUUCUGUUAUGUCUGAAGGGGGCUGGUCUAGCUUACUGUGUUCGGGGAAUGAAGCUCAACAGCCUCUGGAUCUUGCACUUCUUUUUGUUGGGAGAGAGUUACAAUCGUCGGAUAUUUUUGGAGCCAAACAUGCAGACUCAGAACUUGUGGACUUUCUCAAGGUCUCUUUUACAAGGGCCAAUUUUUCAUUGGCAUUCCCCUAUAUUGCUGCUUCAGAGAAUGAAGAGGUGAUGGAAAGUAUGUUGAUUUCAGAGUUUACAGAAACUUGUGGGCAUAAUUUUGGUGCCAGUAAAGUUGCUUUCCUGGAGUCCUGUUCUUUAGAGGGAGGAAAUUAUGAAAAACUUGCAGACUUGCACACAGUCAAUGACUAUCUAGUUUCAAGGAUGGAAAACAGACCGAAGGGGCAGGCAGAUCUGGUUGUGGCCUGCCAAGGAAGCUCACAUUCUGAAAGGCAGAUUUUCUCCGAGCUUAUCAAUUCUGUGGAGCAGUCUGGGGCAAGAUAUACGGUUCUCUAUGUUUCAGAUCCAGUUAGGUCAAUUCAGUAUCCUUCUUUUCGGGAGCUAGAAAGGUUUCUUGCAGAAAGUAGCCCGGGAAAUGAAGCAGUCGAUUCGAGGGUUUGUGAUGGAGUUUGCGAGAUAAAAUCAUCACUUUUGGAAGGACUCUUAGUUGGGAUUGUUUUGCUUAUAAUUUUAAUAUCAGGCCUUUGCUGCAUGAUGGGCAUUGACACUCCUACUAGGUUUGAAACCCCCCAAGAUUCUUGAUCCUGAGAUUGUUUUGCACCUGAUAAAUUUUCAAUAAAGAAAUUUCAGGGAUAAGGCACGAGGUUAUGAGGGUAAUGGUUCUUAGAGAUUUGUUCAGUAUUCAUUUCUUACUUGUGUGGUGUAACUUGUUAUUGGUCCAUUAUUAGACUGUUUGUAAUCCCUAAAUACUUGCUUUUGUAAGUUAAAACACAAAUGACAUGGGAUGGGACUGAAAUAUUACUUGAUUAUAUUCUAAAUUGAUAAUGGAUUGUGAUGACUUUUAAAUUGA
This is a messenger RNA of Camellia sinensis, 1382 nucleotides long. RefSeq lists its product as uncharacterized. Lineage: Eukaryota; Viridiplantae; Streptophyta; Magnoliopsida; Ericales; Theaceae. The record is from RefSeq and is a predicted model, not a curated record.